Molecule: messenger RNA, 3207 nt
Organism: Aspergillus heteromorphus CBS 117.55
Lineage: Eukaryota; Fungi; Ascomycota; Eurotiomycetes; Eurotiales; Aspergillaceae
Gene: sey1
Product: dynamin-like GTPase SEY1
Exons: 4
Coding region: 326-2887 (853 amino acids)
Biological process (GO): endoplasmic reticulum membrane fusion
Cellular component (GO): endoplasmic reticulum
Molecular function (GO): GTPase activity; GTP binding
Source: RefSeq, a predicted model, not a curated record
CCAGACCUCGGUGGGGGCUUUCUCGUCUUGUGAUUGCCCGUCUCCCGUGGUGAUCUAUUAUUAUUAUUAGUUAUUUCCCUUGACCUCAUACCACCUCGACUCCCGCUCUCCUUACUUCCCGAUCUCUCCUUUCUUUCUCGCCACGGUCUCCGCAUCUGACGUUGUUCCAGCGGCCUCCGGAUCGCUUCCUUCCCCAACCAACCAACCCCCCUCAAAUCCCUCCUCAACAACCAACAUCAUCCCCAUCACAACCACAACCACAACCACACUCCGUUACACCCACCCCUCCAUCAAUUCGGGCAUACGUGCACCGCCCUCCUUCGCCAUGGCAACCAAUGGCCAUUUUGCCGCGAUUGGCAACGGCAGCAGUGACAAGACCGCCUACGAGCAUGGCGUGCAGGUCAUCGACGGGGAUAAGGAGUUCAAUGCCAACAUCUCGAAAUACCUCAGCCUCGAAAAUGUCACCUCCGCCGGCUUCAAUUACCACCUCAUCUCCGUCUUCGGGUCCCAGUCGACGGGCAAGUCCACUCUGCUCAACCACCUCUUCGGCACCCACUUCUCCGUGAUGUCGGAGCUGGAGCGACGCCAAACCACCAAGGGCAUCUGGAUGUCGAAUAACAAGAACGGCGGCGACGGGUCCAUGGCCGACAACAUCCUCGUCAUGGAUGUCGAGGGGACGGACGGUCGCGAGAGAGGCGAGGACCAGGACUUCGAGCGCAAGAGUGCUCUAUUCGCGCUGGCGACGAGUGAAGUUCUGAUUGUCAACAUCUGGGAGCACCAGGUCGGGUUGUACCAGGGCGCAAACAUGGGGCUGCUGAAGACGGUCUUUGAGGUCAACCUGCAGCUCUUCUUGAAGGACAGGAAUACCACCCACCGAUCCCUCCUGUUUUUCGUCAUCCGUGAUUUCGUCGGCAACACACCCCUCAAGAACCUGCAGAGGACCCUCAUAGAAGAUAUCUCGCGUCUCUGGGAUACGAUCACCAAGCCCGAGGGCCUGGAGCGCAGCACGGUCCAUGAUUACUUCGAUUUCCAGUUCUACGGGCUCCCGCAUAAGAGCUACCAGCCGGAGCAGUUCGUGGCCGAGACGAAGAAGCUGAGCCUGCGCUUCCGCGAGGGCCAGAAGGACCCCAGCCUGGAUGCGCUGAAGGGCGAGUUUUCCGACGGCGGCGUGUUCCUCCCGGAGUACCACCGUCGCAUCCCCGCGGACGGGUUUUCGCGCUACGCAGAAGGCAUCUGGGAUCAGAUCGUGAACAACAAGGAUCUGGACCUCCCCACGCAGCAGGAAUUGCUGGCGCAGUUCCGCUGCGACGAGAUUCUGCGGGAGGUCAUGGUCGCGUUCGAUGAAGCCAUCGUUCCAUUCGAAGACAAACAGUCGCAGGCGGCUCGUCUUGGGGAACCGGAGAUUCUUGGGGGCCUGGGGGCGGCGAUGCGCUCUGCGCGGACUAAGGCUUUCCAGAACUUCGAGACGGAAGCCAGCCGGUACCACAAGGGGGUGUACCAGCGCAAGCAGGCAGAGCUGGAGGAGAAAAUUGAUACUCGUCUGAAGGCUCUCUUCCAAGGCCAGCUCGAUGCCACGCACAAGUCAGGGAUCCAGGAGUUCACCGAGGCGGUCUCGGGUGCCGUGAAGGCGGGGCAGAAGAAGGGCACCGGCUACGACUUCGCGGAGAUUGUCAAUGAUGAAGUGGCCAAAGCCAUCCAGAAGUUCGAGGAGGUCGCCCGGUCCACGGCUGUCGAAGGCGCCGCGUGGAGCGACUCCCAGCAGCAACGGUCGCUGUACGAGAAAGAACUGGCCGAGGUGAGCGCGCGACUCCGCCGGGAGGAGAUGCGGCGCCUGGCCAGCCGGGUUGAGCGAUGGGUGCAGUCGCGCCUGGGCGAGUCGGUGGGCCUCGAGUUCAACGCGCUCGGGUCUGGACGGGCCGGCGGUGCCGCGCCGGAAUCCGGGGAGAAGCCUACGGAGCAGAAGUUCUGGGACCGCGUGUGGAACGUGUUCGUCGAGACGGUGCUGGAUGCGGAGCGGCGAUUCACCGACCGCGCCAGCAGCUUCGAUGCCAGCCUGGAGGAGGUGGACGUGGGGCUCUGGCGGCUGCGUCGGAAGUCGUGGGGCGUGCUGCGCGCCAAGAUUGACGAGGAGAUGAUUGAGGGCAACCUGCUGCUGAAGCUGCGCGAGAACUUCGAGGACAAGUUCCGCUACGACGAGGCGGGCGUCCCUCGGAUCUGGCGGCCGACGGACGACAUCGAGGGCGUGUACACGCGGGCUCGCGAGUCGACGCUGACGCUGAUUCCGCUGCUGUCGCGGUUCCGGCUGGCGGACACGUCGGCGGCGCCCCCGCUGGAUCGCUGGGUUGGCCACACGCCCAGCUCGGCGACGCCGGCGGACGAGGAGGAUCUGCCCCCUAUCGGCGGAGUGGACGAGGAGGAGGGCAAGAGCCUGGAGGAGGAGAUGACGAUGCUGGGCGAGGCCAAGCGGCAGGAGCUGACGGUGCGGUUUAAGAAGUCGGCGGACGGGGUGUACGUCGAGGCCAAGCGGAGUGCCAUCGGAGGCAUGACGCAGGUGCCGCUGUACUUUUACGGCAUCCUGCUUGCGCUGGGGUGGAACGAGAUUAUUGCUGUCCUGCGCAACCCGGCCUACUUCUUCUUGCUUUUUGUGUGCCUGGUGGGCGCGUACGUGACGUACCAGCUGAACCUCUGGGGCCCGAUCCUGAAGAUGACGGAGGCGGCGUCGAACCAGGCGAUGGUGGAGGGCAAACGGCGACUGCGCGAGUUCCUGGAGUCGUCGGACACGGGGCGACAGGCGAUCGCGAUGUCGACGCCGGGCGGGCAACAGCACGAGAUGUCGCGGCUCAACAAGCAAGGGAAAGCGGUGUCGGAGGACGAGGAGGACUUGUAAAGUGUAUUAUUGUAUUCCAUUCCAUUCUUGUCACUGUACUGGACUUAUAGAUUACUGCAUCAGUCUUUUUUUUUUCUUUUUUUUUUUCAUCUUUGCUGGUUUCUGCCUGGAGGGUCAGGCUCCGCACCCGGCAUCUGUGACUGUCACAAGCCCUAAGCCGGUAGGACAGAAGGCAUGGAGAGGGCUGCAUCUGCAGGUGAUGUUGCACCGCUGCAGGCUGCAAGAAUCACUUGAACUGGCGAACAAUGUGAUGUCUUACUUCUUAACUUCCGCUCGUUCUCCACCUGCAGAAGCGGUCAAUCCAUCCAUCCAUCCAUCUA